Molecule: messenger RNA, 4742 nt
Organism: Chelonia mydas (Green sea turtle)
Lineage: Eukaryota; Metazoa; Chordata; Testudines; Cheloniidae
Gene: COL9A3
Product: collagen type IX alpha 3 chain
Exons: 32
Coding region: 1985-4030 (681 amino acids)
Source: RefSeq, a predicted model, not a curated record
AUUGUUCUCUGACUUCAUAGGCUGGGACAAGAAGCAAUGGGCUUCAGUUGCAGCAAUGGCAGUUUAGGUUGGACAUUAGGAAAAACUUCCUGUCAAGGUAGUGAAGCCCUGGAAUAAAUUGCUUAUGGAGGUGGUUCAGCAUCGGUGCUGGUAUAGCUUGGAGGUGGAUUAACUCCCUGUGGGUUCCCUCCAUAGCUACAAGGUCAUUCAGCCCAUAGUUGUACCUUAAGCAUUAUCCCCCACAAACACCAUGGAGCAAGGGGAGAGGUUAGAGUCCUUGGAGCUGUGCAACAGAGGUGACCAUCCAGGUGGCCUCUUGACAACUCCAGAUGGGGUUAUGGCAAGGUGUGUAUGAACCACACCUUAAAUAAAUGCUGAAGCAGGUGUAUAGCGUGGCAGCUUACCUAAUCAGUGUAUUUCACUGGGAGCACAGCCCCUUGCUGCCUCUUCGUUCCCAAAUGGAGAUUAUGGUUUGAUGGAACAAUGAAAACAACAUUUUUUCUAUAGUUUGUUGGGUUGGGGGGGACACCAUCUCUAUUUGUAAUAAUAAGCACAGAUUUUUUUCCCCCCACCAUCCGCACUAGAGACAAAUGUCACUGUAUGUUUGUAUCUUUCUUUUCUGGGGUAACAGAGCAAGUAGUCAUUCUAGGAGACUAGUGCAUUCUUGUGGGGGGCAGGGGCAGAGAGAAAAGCCAUGAAUCCACUUUCUGAGAUCUGCACGGUCACGGCUUUUGAAGAAGUUUGCAUUUCUCCUUCCCCACCUCUAGGUCCCCAGCUCCCUCCUCUGUGCUUUCUACCAACUUUCUGGUAGGCAGAUGGAAUAAGGAGAGGUGGGCAGGCUCUUGCAUUCUGCACCAGGAACACACACACUCUUCUCAUUCCAAAAGGGGAAAGAGCUAGAGUGCAGUUGCAUCAUAAUGAGCAACCCUGACCCCUCAAUCGCAAUGAGUGUCUUUCCCCAGUGCAUCUCUACUUCCUGACUUUCACAGACUGUCCCCUUCUUUGGAUGAAAUCAUCUUGAAUUAACACAUAAAGGGAAACAUGGAGCCAAUUGUAAGCCUUGCUAAUGUGUUCACAUCUCAGAUAAUCUACUUUUGGAUUGUUGUCAUCUUCUCAGUGUCACGCGCCUGUAGUAAAAAUAUUUCAAAGGCAAGUUUUAUUUUAAUCUUUUCAGCUUUCUGUGGCUUUCUCAGGGUUUCUCCUACAUUCCUCUUCUUUGCUCUUCUUCUCGUCACUAUGCCGGCUCUCUUCAAUGUCACAUACAGUGCACACGCACACAAAAAUCAACCAGAUGCUCUGAGUCUCCAAGAAAAAGCACAGGUGGUGAACACAAAUCUGGAGCUGAUAAAGCAUUUCAUGAAGCAAAGAUACUAGCCCUAUUCUCUGCACUGACCUCGUGCCUUUAUACGGAUCUCUGCAUUUAUUCCACAGAAAUAAAAAUCCACAAACAUUAACUAAGUCUUCAUUUUUGUUACCUUCCAUCCAUCAAGUACUAAGUUGGUAGUGAAUUGUGAACUACUUUUCACUGGCCUAGACGAGACCAAAGUAACGUCUGUGUCUUGGGAUGGUGGAUUUUAAUUUUGUCUCUUUAGGGUUCUGUCUGAGUGGCAAUUUAGUUAAGGCAAGUCCAGCCUUUCCUCUCUUACAAAGGUUCCCUCCCUGUUUGCUGUUGGCUUGAGCUGUCUGUCGGUGUGGUGAAUGUGUGCCUCCUUUCAUAACUGAAUGUGCCACUCUGCAGUUUGGCCCCCCUCCUCCUUUCCCCACCUUCCCCCCCUGAAACCUGGUCUCUCUCUGAGCUCAGCCCCUCUCGCCUGCCUGUGCUUCUGAGCUCUGCCCCCUCCAGCUGGAGACUCAGGUUUAUCUGGAGACGGAGGGGCUCAUUUGGGAGCUGAGAUCUGAGCGGUGAAGGAGAGAUCCAUUGGAACCAGGAGAAGAGAAGGGCUAGUUUCACUGAAGAGCUGAAGAGAGGCAGAGCGUGGAGACCAUGGCUGGAUUCUCAGCUCUUGGGCUGCUCUUUCUUUUUCAACUACUAGCCACAUCCUCAGCUCAGAGAGCAGGACCACGAGGCCCUCCUGGACCACGAGGACUCCCUGGACCACCUGGCAAGGAAGGCAUAGACGGAGAACCUGGCCCACCUGGUUUACCUGGCCCACCAGGGCCGAAAGGUGCACCAGGGAAGCCUGGAAAGGCAGGUGAAGCAGGGUUACCUGGCCUUCCUGGAGUGGAUGGUUUAACAGGACCUGAUGGCCCGCCUGGCCCAAAUGGGCCACCAGGAGAAAGAGGUGCUUUAGGACCUGCAGGGCCGUCUGGACCAGCUGGCAAGGGACUGCCAGGCCCUCCGGGGCCUCCAGGAGCCAGUGGACUCCCAGGUGGAAACGGACUUCAGGGGCCACCUGGACCAUCAGGUCUUCCAGGAUUCCCAGGACAGCCUGGACCUCCAGGACCUCCAGGUCUUCCUGGGGUUCUUCCUGAUGGCGGCGGGGACCUUCAGUGUCCAGCUCUCUGCCCCCCAGGCCCUCCGGGUCCUCCAGGAAUGCCAGGAUUCAAGGGGCACACAGGCCACAAAGGAGAACCUGGGGAAACAGGAAAAGAUGGUGAGAAGGGAGACGCAGGCCCUCCAGGUCCUCCGGGGAUUCCAGGCAGUGUCGGCCUGCAGGGGCCAAGAGGGUUAAGAGGCCUCAUUGGGCCAGAGGGCUCAGUCGGGGACAGGGGACCUUUUGGUUUCAGAGGGCCACCAGGACUCCCAGGACCUCCAGGGAAAGCAGGAGGCCGAGGAGACAAAGGACCUCAAGGGUUCAGAGGGCCCAAAGGUGAUACUGGUAGACCUGGACCAAAAGGAUCGCCAGGGACCGGUGGACCCAGAGGAGAACCUGGCAUGCCUGGCAAAGAUGGACGAGAUGGAACACCUGGACUCGAUGGUGAGAAGGGUGACGCUGCUCGCUUCGGUCCUCCGGGAGAGAAGGGGCCAAAUGGACUUCCUGGGCUACCUGGAAGACCAGGUCACAAGGGUCCAAAGGGUGAACUAGGUAGUCCUGGAGAGAUGGGAGAGGCAGGUCCAUCGGGAGAGCCUGGUAUCCCUGGCGAUGCUGGUAUCCCUGGUGAGAGAGGUGAGCCUGGACCUCGAGGAUCAUCUGGCGCACUUGGUCUUCAAGGCCCAUUGGGAGCCCCAGGUGUAAGAGGCUUUCAGGGCCGCAAAGGUGCCAGUGGGGAACCUGGACUCCCUGGCCCUACGGGGAUUCGUGGUGAAUUUGGUGACAGGGGUUCUGGUGGAGUUUCUGGCCCCAAAGGUAACCAGGGCACUGCUGGAGCAGAUGGCCUGCCAGGUGACAAAGGAGAACUGGGUCCUUUUGGCCCCCCGGGACAAAAGGGAGAGUCCGGAAAAAGAGGCGAGCUGGGUCCUAAAGGUAUACAAGGACCUAACGGGACUUCUGGUGUGCAAGGGAUUCCAGGUCAUCCAGGACCUAUGGGCUACCAGGGAGAGCAAGGUAUCCCUGGCAUUACUGGAAAACCUGGCCCUCCAGGCAAAGAGGCCAGUGAACAACAUAUAAGAGAACUCUGUGGGGGAAUGAUAAACGAACAAAUUGCACAGUUAGCUGCUAAUUUGAGAAGGCCCUUGGCUCCUGGACUGACGGGUCGACCUGGCCCAGCGGGUCCCCCAGGUCCACCUGGGGCAAUGGGAAGUGUUGGUCAUCCCGGUGCUCGUGGUCCACCUGGAUAUAGAGGGCCAACAGGAGAACUUGGAGACCCUGGUCCCAGAGGUGAUACAGGUGAAAAGGGAGACAAAGGAGCCACUGGCAUAGGUAUUGAUGGUCCUGAUGGAGAUCAAGGACUUCAAGGUCCACCAGGUGUAACUGGAAUUAGUAAAGAUGGUCGAGAUGGUGCUCAUGGUGAACCUGGUCUGCCAGGUGAUCCUGGUGUACCUGGUGCAAUAGGGGCUCAGGGAACUCCAGGAAUCUGUGAUACGUCAGCCUGCAUGGGUGCUGUUGGAGGAGGAUCCAAAAAAUCAUCAGCACUGAAACUGCAGAAGUGACUGAAUAUUUAAGUAAACAGUGAAUUGUAUGAAAAGAGUCAGGAUCCUCCUAGUGAUAAAUGGACAAAUAUUCCUUUAAUUAAAAUGAAUAAAAUGGAGACUUUGACACAGUAAUUCAGUUCCAUGACACAGGAAAGCAUCUGACGAAAACCUUUACUAAAAAGAUGCUUAAAAUUGUUUCCCCACCUCUUAUUUUCCAGAAUUUUUACUGCAAAUCAGUCUCACUUUCCCUUCCUCCCCACUUUGUUGAAGAGACCUACAGGAGGAAUUGCUCCUUUUACUGUCAUCUCCCUAACUGUACAAAAGCUUGUGGCUAUUUUGCAUAAAGGCUUGACUCUAUGCUCACUGAAUUCAGUAGUGAUUCAGGCACUAAUUGAACAUCAUUGACCAUGUAUAUUUGUUGUCCACCGUGAAUUAUCAGACUGUACCUCAAACAUUUGCCAUGGCUAGUAAAUGUUAAACCCUUUGCAUUCUUGCAAUCUAACUCUGCAAAGGGUGUAAUGUAUAUAUUAUAAUUUACAGGGGAGAGUUUUUGUAUAUUUCCAUGUUAUAACAAAGGAUAUUCAAUAACAGCAUCUUCACGCCAUCUACUUCAGCUAUUUGCACAGAAUUUGUGAAAAAAAUCCCAAGUCAGAAAGGAUGCUCUUCUCAACACCAGCCAAAAUUACUGUAUGAACUAUUGUAAAAAUAAAAUGAGAUUUUUUUAACCUUU